Colletotrichum orchidophilum is the source of this 957-nucleotide messenger RNA. Its product is annotated as endoglucanase. Gene Ontology annotation, biological process: polysaccharide catabolic process. NCBI's taxonomy places the organism in Eukaryota, Fungi, Ascomycota, Sordariomycetes, Glomerellales, Glomerellaceae. The transcript is spliced from 3 exons. The record is from RefSeq and is a predicted model, not a curated record. Bases 1 to 957 code for a protein of 318 amino acids. Gene Ontology annotation, molecular function: cellulase activity.
AUGGCACCGGCGUUCUUCUCGGCCUUGGGACUCUUGUCCAUUUUUCAACUUGCUGGACUGGUAGCUGCGGACCCCCAAAACAUCGAUCUUUGUGGUCAAUCGGACUGGUGGAACUCAACUGAAGUUCCAUAUUCAUUCAACAAUAACGCCUGGGGUAAUGACAGCUCGGGCUACCAAUGUAUGUCCGUCCACGAUGAUGGCCGGAGUUUCAGUGUCUCCUACAAAUGGACCGGAGAUGCAUCUCUUGUCAAAGGGUAUCCUUACAUGAAAGCUCACCCUACGAGGCUCCCUGUUCAGUUAUGGAAUGUCACUCAAUUGCAGGUUACUGGCAGUUGGCAGACCUACGUUACCGGCGAGGAAAGCGCUAGUGCUGAGCAGCAGGCCCAGGCUUUCAACGACGUUUCACUUUACGCCAACGUUGCUGUGGACAUGUUCCUGUCCGACAACAAGGAGAACUCAACUAUGUCUACUCCCGACAAAGAUACCGUGACUAUCGACGGCACACCUUUCUCGUUAUAUCACGGCUGGAAUGAUGGAGGACAGCACGUCUUCUCGUGGCUGGCUCGCAGCAACCUGACCAAGACCGAUGCAGACUACGGCCCCUUACUCACCUACAUCUGGAAGAAGGGUAUGCUGUCCGGCGCAAUAUGGCUAGGGCAACUCGAACUGGGCACCGAGAUCAAGCACGCCGCAGGCGACAUGCAUUUCGAAGCCAGCAACUACACCUUGAAGGUUGUUAGACAAGGAGACCCAGAAGACAAAGUGACAUCGACGUCUACGACUCGGGCGAGUGCCAGCAAGACAGCAACGACGACGGCGGUCAUGAUGACAGCUGCAGCCGAGGCCGCCACCACUUCCGCGCCGUCUCCAACCAGUACCAAUGGAGCCUCGGCUUUGUUGCCCGCCAGUCUCUCAACAGCUUCGUGGAUUUUACUUGUUACAGUGUUGUUUCAGUAA